ACGUUUCCGUUGCACUUCCGUCUAAACAUGGCGGAGUAUGCUAACCUGGUCCGAAGGGCUUUGGGACAGCUAGGAGGUCAUGGAGGAGUUCGGGGUUUUUUGACACAGUUUUUCAGGGUGAACGAUAUCAAAACAGGCACUCUUAUUGGUAUUGAUAAAUACGGAAACAAAUACUAUGAAGACAAGAAGCACUACUUCUUUGGGCGUCACCGUUGGGUGAUCUACACCACAGAGAUGAACGGAAAGAGAACAUUCUGGGAGGUGGAUGGCAGCAUGGUGCCAGCUGAAUGGCAUCGCUGGCUGCACUGUAUGACAGAAGACCCACCCACCACACAUCCUCCAGAGCCCAAGAAGUUCCUCGCCGAGGUUCAUCAGUUCAACGUGAGUGGCUCCCCGCAGCAGUACGUGCCGUACCCCACCACCCGCAAGAAGAUCCACGAGUGGGUUCCUCCUAAAGCCGGAGCCCAGUGAACUGACUGCUUUAUGUUCAUGCUGUUAAUUAUAGUUUCCUGCCUGAAUAAAAUCUUUAUCCUGAUAUUUAAAAA
This is a messenger RNA of Poecilia reticulata (guppy), 545 nucleotides long. RefSeq names its product NADH:ubiquinone oxidoreductase subunit A12 (gene ndufa12). Gene Ontology annotation, biological process: response to oxidative stress. Lineage: Eukaryota; Metazoa; Chordata; Actinopteri; Cyprinodontiformes; Poeciliidae. The record is from RefSeq and is a predicted model, not a curated record. Gene Ontology annotation, cellular component: respiratory chain complex I; membrane.